AUGAAGAGGUUCUCUCUUGACGACAAUCCCAGGCAGCGCAAACGUCUCGCGCCCGCCACAGGAUUUCUCACAAACGUUGCGCUUCCUCGGACUUCUCUGAGCACAUUCCUUGAGCUGGAAGCCACCCCCCCGUUCACAUUCGUCUGUAAUACGCCGUCUGUGCAGGCAAAUGUCUUGCGCGCAGAGGAGCAAAGGCGUAAAGGCGGAGAGGCUGUGCUGCUGAACGGUGUGCUUUCCGGGCUGGGUGCUGAGAAGCUGUCGGAGGCGUUCAAACGGCCAUUUCACGGGGUCGCACUGGAAGAUCUGGGAUGCAAGGGACGUGUAGAGGCUGGAAAUGUCGCUGAACCUAUUGCUUCGACUACUGCCGAAGCAUUACCUGAGGCCGAUGGGAAUCUUUCGCCAACGGAUCCGGAACAAUCGACGAAAUCAGCCAAACCGUCCAUAUCUGACCGUAUUCGCAAACUGUGGAAUGAUCAUCCAAUUCUACCGUGGAAGUUCAAAUGGCGCGAGCGCUUCUUAGAUGAAUACUUACGGGUGGAUGGACGUGCAGAAGCCUUGGGCCUUGAGCAAUGCCCAGGCUGUGGUCAAGAUGGGUUUCCUGGGUAUCGUUGUGAAGACUGUCGCGGCGCCGAUCUGUGUAAAGAUUGCAUCGUUCAUUGGCAUCGCUAUGCACCCUUGCACAAGAUUGAGCGAUUUAACGAGCGACUGGGGUUCUACGAACGGGCAAACGGCGCGGACGUGGGGAUACGGCUACAACUUCUCCAUCGUCCUGGAGAGGUGUGCAAGUUUCGCUCUCUUCACACUGUCGAGAAUUGCACCGUCAUCCACACAAACGGCAUACACAAGAUACCAGUUGAUUUCUGUAAAUGCGAACUCGGGCGCGAUAUUCCGAAUCACAUCCAACUGAUGCGAUGGCGCCUUUGGCCAGCUACUUGCGAGAACCCCAGGACUGCAACGACGUUUGAGGCGCUCGAUCUCUUCACGCGGCUAUCGGUACUGGGCAGACUGAACAUAUACGAUUUUCAUCGCGCACUUGAGGCGGCAACCGACGGCGCGAUGCUCAAGGGAAUAGCAUGCGUGAGACAGCAGCUAUCCGACUGCGCCCGACAAUUUCGCCACAUUCUGAUGUUUAAGCGAGCUGGUCGAGGCCACGAGCCUGGAGGCAUUGCUGGAACACCUCCGGGCGCUUGCGCGAUCCGGUGCCCUGCCUGCCCGAACUUGGAUCUCAACGUCCCCAAGGACUGGGCGUUGAGUCCAUUCCGAUGGUUAUAUCGACUUGUCCUAGCGUUGGAUGCGAACUUCCGACUCUCGAAUAAAAAGAGGUCGACGGCGGAAAAGGACCCAAACCUCACCGACGGCAGAGCUUACAUGGCGCCUUGGGACGAUUACGCAGCUCACGUCGCGGAGACUGAUAAGGAACUUGCUGAGGUGUCCACGUGCUCAAAGUUCUCAGCGCUUGAGAUGGCUAAUUCGAGGGGUGGGAAGGGCCAGCGCUCCACCGGAGUCGCCGCUUGUGUAUGUGCACGCCAUGAGUUCGUGCAGCCCCUCGGGGUCGCACCUUUACGCAAAGGAGAACGGUACGAGACCGUCGAUUGGGUCCUCUGUGGCGCUUUGUCGUAUGCCCGUGCCGCCGAAGUUACGAUCUCUUAUGACGUUGUCUGCCAGUACUGCAAGAAACUCGGGGACCGCCUGGCACGUAUCCCACCUGUACGCGUCAUCUGGGCCGGUGCUCAGGCUUUCAUGAAGCUCGCCGAGACAAAUUGCAUCUCUUACGUGGUUCCGAAAUUUCACAUAUAUGCUCAUAAGGCAUACUGUCAGCUACGAUAUGCGUUCGGAUGGCUCUUCGGCACGGCUGUGAUUGAUGGGGAAGCCCCGGAGCGCUUGUGGUCGGGCGUCAACGCUGCUGCCUCCAGCCUGCGAGAGAUGGGCCCUGGUGGUAACAAUGAUACGAUGGACGACAUCUUUGGCGCAUGGAAUUGGCAGAAAACUUGUCGUAUAGGCACUUCGCUGUGCGAGAGAAUGGACCGGGCACUUGACGAGGGCGAUAUUCAAUGUGAUAUUCACACGGAGUUUACGGAAGCACUGCGUGCAGAACAACCUGACAAGCUCGUUCAAGAGGAAGAACGCAUCGUAGAGUGGGACAACGGCGACAAGACCAAGAUGGCCGAUUCCCAGUGCCCAUACUAUUCAGUAACGCAACAUUUAUCAACGGCACAGAUCAAACUACAGAGCGAGGAAGGAAAGGCUUCCAUCAUGAACAAGGAGGCGCACGACAUGGCAGAUGAGGAUGUUGCGCUCGCGAACUGUCUUUCGCUUGGUCUGGAGAUCGAGAAAGAGAGAGCGCGCAUCAGAAUGGAGUUCGACGAUGAGGGCGGUGCCAACAAGCAGGUGAACACAAGCGCCUUGGGUGCGCUGUCACAGUCAAUUUCUGCAUUCCGCGCGGAGCAGGAACAAUGCAUGCCCACAACCUCUGCCGUUCUAACGGAUGUCGAACGCAACCCUGAUGCCGAGUCAGCAAUGACAAUUCAACUAUGUCUGCCAUCGAGUCCCCCGGACGGCGACAGCUCGUUGGUAUCGCCGCAGGCCCGAGCUGUGGAGGCCAAGCUUCGUUGGGAAGGGAUGGCCGAUGAGCUCGAGGGCCUCAUCCACCAAUUACGGCUGAAAGGGUGCUUGUACAAACACAGGAUUGUACACUCGACUGGCCAGUACAUGGCUACCCGCGCUUUAUCCGCCCAGGCAGCAGUGAACGCCAACAUCAAGACGGCCGCAGAUGCAUAUAGACGUCAUCGCGCUGCCUAUCUUUCGCUCAAGGGGAAAGGAUCUUGGGAAGACACGAUGCGCGAGCUCGACGAUGCCGAUUGUCGUUGCAUGGGCGACAAAAUUUUGGAGCAUAUAGAGAAUAUGUCCCACAAGCGCAUAGCGGACUACCUACGGGGUGGGCGUAGUGCAGAGGCGCAGGGUGGAACUCGAUAUAAGCUGUCAUGGCUUUGGUAUAACUGGACCGCAGCCUCUGAUACUGGCAUCAAUGAAGAACUUAUGGCAGAGUGGGCCAAGUCUCGUGCGCGCGCGCAGCAUUGGGCUCAAGAGGUCCGGCUUGUUGACGCCGAGAUGCAACGAGUGAUCGACUUUAACGAGUCCAUGGCGCAGAUAUGGGAUGUACGUCGAGAUUGUCAAGCAACGGUCGAGCUUGGGGAUCAGCGAUGCUGGGCUCGUGAUGCGGGUUGGGCUGACGGCGUGCGGGCAUAUGCUUCGAAGCAGGCGUUCAUUCGGAGAUCACAAGCCGAAAGGUGGCGCCAGCAAUUUGCUCCUUUGAGGACGGAAGCACGCAGGUUCUUGACUGUGCAUACAGAGGAGGGCAUUUCACUCGAUCCCGCAACGCUUUUGCCAGCGGACGAGAUCGAUGACAUGAAGCGUCUCAUCGCGGCUAGGCGUGAAAGGCGCAAGAAGCGGAAGAGUACCGAGGAGAAAGAGGUGGAAUCUGGUCCAGUGGACGAGGUCCAAGACGAAGGGGAGGAACCUGCUGUGGUGAACGCUGUGAGGAAAAAGGGCAAGGGAACGAGGAAAGUGACCGGGGCGGGAAAGGGUCAACGGAAACGACGACGACGCGCCAAAUAG
Peniophora sp. CBMAI 1063 is the source of this 3615-nucleotide messenger RNA. NCBI's taxonomy places the organism in Eukaryota, Fungi, Basidiomycota, Agaricomycetes, Russulales, Peniophoraceae. The record is from the annotation of a GenBank genome assembly.